CAGCCCGCCCGGCCGGGGAGGAGCGGAGGAGCUGCCGGCGCCAGAUUCUAAAGAUCUGCCUUUACUGAGUUCUCCAGGAGGUAACCAACCACUGUGGAGCUAUAUUAGGAGUCUGGAGAUGGUGCCAAAAGAACUUCAUGUUUCUAUGACUUGUAUUGUAACCUGACUCAGUGAUACUUUUGGAUAUAUAUUUCUAUUCUAAGGAGAAGAGUGUGUACUCCCAAUUCUGCCAGUUUACUGGCAGAGAUUUUGUGUUGUAAGAUCAUGGACCAUUCAAACAGGGAGAAGGAUGAAAGGCAGCGGACAACAAAAGGAAUGCCAGGAAGGAGUGGGCAUGGUUCUCGACCGAGUUCUGCUACGUCCUCUGGUGUUCUUAUGGUGGGACCCAAUUUCAGAGUGGGCAAGAAGAUAGGGUGUGGGAACUUCGGAGAACUCAGACUAGGCAAAAAUCUCUAUACCAAUGAAUAUGUAGCGAUCAAACUGGAACCAAUAAAAUCCCGUGCCCCACAGCUUCAUUUAGAGUACAGGUUUUAUAAACAGCUCGGCAGUGCAGCUGAAGGCCUCCCCCAGGUGUAUUACUUUGGGCCAUGUGGAAAGUACAAUGCCAUGGUACUUGAACUACUUGGUCCUAGCUUGGAAGAUUUGUUUGACCUCUGUGAUAGAACUUUCACUUUGAAGACGGUAUUAAUGAUAGCCAUCCAGCUGAUAUCUCGAAUGGAAUAUGUGCAUUCAAAGAACCUCAUUUACCGAGAUGUCAAGCCAGAGAAUUUCCUUAUUGGCCGGCAAGGCAAUAAGAAAGAACACAUCAUUCACAUCAUCGACUUUGGAUUGGCCAAGGAGUACAUUGAUCCUGAAACCAAAAAACACAUACCUUACAGGGAACACAAGAGCCUAACUGGAACAGCAAGAUAUAUGUCCAUCAAUACACAUCUUGGCAAAGAGCAAAGUCGGCGAGAUGACUUGGAAGCCCUUGGCCACAUGUUCAUGUAUUUUCUUCGAGGCAGUCUGCCCUGGCAAGGGCUCAAGGCUGACACCUUAAAAGAGAGAUAUCAGAAGAUUGGGGACACAAAGAGAAACACUCCAGUUGAAGUUCUCUGUGAGAACUUUCCAGAGGAGAUGGCCACAUAUCUUCGUUAUGUCAGGCGAUUAGACUUCUUUGAGAGACCAGACUACGAUUACUUACGAACUAUCUUUACAGAACUAUUUGAAAAAAAAGGCUACACCUUUGAUUAUGCCUACGACUGGGUUGGCAGGCCACUGCCUACUCCAGUGGGGUCCAUUCCUGUAGAUUCUGGGGCAUCUGCAAUAACAAGAGACAGCCACGCACAUAGGGAUCGACCGUCACAGCAACAUGCUCUUCGAAAUCCGACGGCGUCAUCAGACCGCCGAGGAGAGUGGGAGAUCCAACCAAGCCGGCAGACAAAUACCUCGUACCUGACAUCUCACUUGGCUGCAGACCGUCAUGGGGGAUCAGUACAGGUGGUCAGUUCGACCAAUGGAGAACUAAAUGUUGACGACCCAACAGGGGCACACUCCAAUGCACCAAUCACAGCACAGGCCGAGGUGGAAGUGGUGGAGGAAGCUAACUGCCUGAAAAUGCUCAACUUGUGGUGCUGCUGCUUCUUUAAGAGGAAAAGGAAGAAGACUGCCCAGCGUCACAAAUGACCGGUGCCUCCUGGAGACUUGUGGGAACACCACCUGCAGCUCCUGCCAUGUCUUACUGAAAGGAGCUUCUCUCUAGGGGGAGGAGAAACAAGUGACAUUUUAAACCAAAAAGAGAAGAAAAUUGUUCCAAAACAAACCGCUCUGGGGUGGAUCUGCUCCAUGGUCUACUCAUUCACUCCAAGCCUGAAGCUCUUUUUGGGAUCAGGACUGCAGCUGGCUUAGGCCUUGGUUGCCCAGUGGGCAGGUGGGCUGGCUGGCUGACCCUCCUUCCCAUUGUUUACGGCAGAAGGCAUCAUUCACACAAACCUGAGAACUAUGCUUUGU
Molecule: messenger RNA, 1989 nt
Organism: Terrapene triunguis (Three-toed box turtle)
Lineage: Eukaryota; Metazoa; Chordata; Testudines; Emydidae
Gene: CSNK1G1
Product: casein kinase 1 gamma 1
Exons: 14
Coding region: 265-1665 (466 amino acids)
Biological process (GO): positive regulation of canonical Wnt signaling pathway; peptidyl-serine phosphorylation; endocytosis
Cellular component (GO): nucleus; cytoplasm; plasma membrane
Molecular function (GO): ATP binding; protein serine/threonine kinase activity
Source: RefSeq, a predicted model, not a curated record